AUGCAUGAAUUCCCAAAUCGACAACAACAACCACCGCAAUCUCAACAACAACAAUCUCAACAACAACAACAACAACAACAACAACAACAACAACAGAAUGGACGACUAGCACGUGUCCCACGGCCACCAAUACCAUCUACGAUUCCCGCACAAUACCGAAAUGGUUUGAAUUCAGGCACAUCAACAUCCGUACCUUCACGUUCUUCUGCUUACACCCAUAGUUCAUAUUAUUCUUCUGAGUAUGAGGAGGAGACAUCCUCCUACGACUCUGAAGAGAGUGAUGAGACACUUUACACACCAAGCAAUCAGCCUUUCUUUCUCCGCAUGCCAAUGGGUCGAACAGAUAGCGGUGAUUCUUGGUUCCCAACUGGAGGACGCGAACCCACUCUCUAUUCACUCACAAGUGUGGCUCUUAUGAGCAGCACACCUGUCUCUCACGCAGAGUUUGGAUGUGCCUUUAGUGAGGCUGAGAGUCAUAGUGUUUUGGGGAGUAGAAGGGUUAGUGCGGUGAGUGUGAAGGGUGCACGGGGGAGUUUCCCACACCGGGCAACAGCCAACAAUAAUGUCAAUCACAACAAUAAUAUUGGACAAUCAUCAUUACCGCCAAGUACUACAAGAGCAACUCCAGGAGAUUUCCGCCAUCUUAGGCAACAACAACAUCAACAACAAGAAAAUCAAGAAAAACAAGAACAACCAACGGAGGCAUUUACACAAAAUAAACUCUCACGAACGCCUGAACGCAUCACACUGCGAAUACCAGAAUAUAUGAAUAAAAAAGGAGUAAACACAGUGGCGACUGCGAUUGCACCACCACCACCACCGCCGCCUUUGGAAUCCACGAAAAGACCACCACUCCCACAACCCGCAUUGGCACAAGCGAAGGAAGUCACACCAACGGCGCCAACACAAACUUUACAGCGAGAGACGAAUGCGGCGGUUUUGCCUGGUGCUGCUGGGGGUAAACGAGAUGUGAAUCCCAACGAGAAUAGUAAUAGUGAUAGCCCAAAGUAUAAAAUUGGCACUAUGAACACACGAAGACGAAUGAGUUUGCGAAGGGGACGUAUUUCUAUAGAUGUGUGGGAUCCUGAUUUUACAAGAGGCGAGGAUCGUAAUAUUACAGUGGAUCCUUCCUAUCUCCAAGGUGUGAAACAAACACCACCAACACCAUCAGCACUAGCACAGCAACAGCAACAACAAAAGCCACUACAUCCACUACCACUACAAUCACAACCACAACCACCACCACCACAACAAGAGAAACAGAAAGUGGAUAACAAUGCACCGCGUGCUGUAGUUCCUAUCAAUAAAAUGCCUUCAGAGCAGCCACGCAGUAUGCCUCUUGCAGAGAUGAAAAAUAAUCAGCAGAUUACAGGUGCACCACCAGUGAAACCAUCACCAUUAUCACCACCUAGAAAAGUAAAUGCGGGAAUAAAUGGAACAAAUCCCCCAGCUCCUACAAAUAGGCCUACUACUACUACUACUACUACUAAUAAUAAUAAUAAUAAUAAUAAUAAUAAUACUAGACCGCCUCCUCCUCCUCCUUCUACUAAUACUAACACUAAUACUACUACAAUAGCAACAGCAUUGACGCAAACAGCAUCAGUGGGGGCACAUGCCACAGUCGUUUCACCACCAGCAAUGGUACAUCAGAACGACUCACGUGCUGCCGAGGCUCCCUCCCUCAAUAAUAGUAAUAAUAAAAAUAAUAAUAAUAGUGUGGAUGGUACAAAUAUGCAAAAGACAUUAAUGGAUGAGAAGGCCAGACGACGGGCUGAAGAACUACGACGAAAACUUGAGGAGGCCUCUGCGGCCGCAAAACGCACACCAAUGUCAGCGGGACAAGUGAAAAGAAUUGUAGUAGUAUCAUCUCCACCGCGUCUUCGUUCAACCACAGUCUCUGCAGCACCCACCAUUGAGGAGAAUGUGAUACAGAAACCAGUGUUGGUUAAAGGCCGAACCACAGUACAAGAUAGUCCAGCAGUAGUAUCAACAACAACAAAAGUAGAAGAAACUUCUGCAGGAGGGAAUUUACAAGUUAAACAGACUGUAUUUUCUACUGGUGGUUUUGGUAGUAGUAAUAAUAAUAAUAAUAAUAAUAAUAAUAAUAACAAGGAGAUAGGAGUGCGUCCACUUCCAAGCAUGAAUGCGAAUACAGGAAAGAUUACAUGCUCUGUGAAGGUUACUGCUAUCAGUGGUACUGCUUCUUCUAAUACGAAGGAGAAAUUACCAGGAAACACAGCGGUAGUAACUUCAAACACUCAACAGAAUCAUAAGGAACAAGAACAACCACAUCAAACAAAUGAGAGUUUGGACUCACAGAUACCAUGGAAAGUGAGAAUGGUGUUAAAUGAAGAGGAAGCAGAACGGCGUAAGAUUUACCGUAGUGAAAUAGCUGAUCGUGCACUAGUGCUUAAUUUGAUUGUAAAUGCACAGCAAACCUUAAAUACCAAUCUCACAUUCCGGGAAAAAGAGGCAGAUACGGCUCUUAUUAGUCCUUCACUGGUUCCCCGUAGAAACUCCACCUUGGCUCCAAAGAAUAAUUACAGUAUCCCAAGAAGUGAUAUGCGACCAUCAAAGAUGGAGGAUUAUAGUGGGUUAAAGCCUAACAAUACCGUCGCACCGUUAACAGGCAUGGCAACUAAAACUACCGCAAACACAACAACAACGGGAAAUCUACAAAAGACCACACAAACAAAGGAUACACAUAAUAAUAAUAAUAAUAAUAAUAAUAAUAAUAAUAAUAAUAAUAAUAAUAAUAACCCCACCACGGCGAAUACUACAAUGCCUUCUCCUGGUAUUGUGCCGCCGCUUACAAAUGAGGAGACACCGGGAAAGACUACACGACAUCGUCGUCACCGAACAUCUAUGCGACGCCAUCAUCAUCAAUUAAUGGAUAUGCCCCCUUCUAACAGUCGUGCCCAAUUACGUUCACUUGCGACCAGUCAAAUACUACCAGAGAAUGUGGAGGAAAAUCAAAUUCCACAAGAACAAAAUCAUCCCCCCCACUCACGCCGAUUAUCUUACGGUGAAUCCCACAGACAUCAUAGUACCAGUGGAAGGCCAGCACCCGUACCUACACAAAGCGAACAGAAUAACAGUGGAUCCACACAAAAUAAUAAAAACACGGCAGGUGUGGGAGUGAUGAAGACCGCCGCUGGUGCGUACAACACGCGAGGACGGCGCUCAUCCCGCACACCAUCGCCCGUGGCCCCAACAACGCGGCGAGUCGGCCGGCGGCCCUCUUCAAAGUCACUUGUCGUCGCGACCGGCCCCACACGUACGGGGUCGAGGAAUAGAGAGGAUGAACAACACAGUAAACCACAAUCAACAAAACAACAACAACAACAGCAGGGAAUGGAGUAUAAUAAAUACAAGGGAGGAGUAUUGCCACCGCUCUCUUUGCCUCACCAGCCCAGCGGCGUUAAGGAAGGGACAUGGAUGCAUUCACCAAAUAUACACUACUGA
Messenger RNA from Trypanosoma theileri, 3465 nucleotides. RefSeq lists its product as uncharacterized. The transcript has a single exon. NCBI's taxonomy places the organism in Eukaryota, Euglenozoa, Kinetoplastea, Trypanosomatida, Trypanosomatidae. Bases 1 to 3465 code for a protein of 1154 amino acids. The record is from RefSeq and is a predicted model, not a curated record.